This is a messenger RNA of Paraphaeosphaeria sporulosa, 2349 nucleotides long. RefSeq names its product glycoside hydrolase. Gene Ontology annotation, molecular function: beta-glucosidase activity. Gene Ontology annotation, biological process: carbohydrate metabolic process. The transcript has 5 exons. The record is from RefSeq and is a predicted model, not a curated record. NCBI's taxonomy places the organism in Eukaryota, Fungi, Ascomycota, Dothideomycetes, Pleosporales, Didymosphaeriaceae. Bases 243 to 1979 code for a protein of 578 amino acids.
ACUGUGUACAGCAGCAUCCGGAGAUCGUCCGCUUGCAUGCGAUGUGACUCCAGUCCCCAGGGGGCUGUAGCCUGCCAGUGGACGGUACCCCGCAGGCUGCUGUGCAUCCGCCCUGCGUGCUCCCCCACAGGCAGCCAGCCAUCAUUACGCCAUGCAAAUAAUGGCGCGUCGAGGGAGGAGUUACAAGUACCUCUGGAAGCCCGGAAGCUUGUCGUCUCGCUCCUCAGCCUGGCUAUCUAAACAUGUCACUGUCCUCUGUCCUCUUCCUGCUUCUUGCGGGAGCGCAGUCGAGUCUGUCACAAAAUGCACCCUACAUGGCUAGCACACCAGCGACAGCCUCUCAAACAAGCUCUGGCCCUUCGCCACUUGUCACUCAAGUCCAAGUCUCAGUCGAUGAUCUUUGGGAUCUAUACGUGGGCCCAGUCUCGACGUUUUCCAUCAAUACUACCGUCCAGCCAACUCCCAUCCCGUCAAGUUCCUUGAUUCCUCCACCUCCGUUGUAUUACCCCUCGUUCCCUACGGGACAGCAGGUGCCGCUCCAAGUGAAGAACGAGAGCUGGAAGUUUCCUAAGAAUUUCUGGUAUGGCGUCGCUGGUGCCGCGUAUCAAAUUGAAGGUGCAGCCAAAGCAGAGGGCCGAGCCCCUAGCAUAUGGGACGUUCUGUCUCACCGAGUUCCGAACUAUGUGGUCACUAACGAGACUGGGGACGUUGCAAACAACAACUACUAUCAGUACAAAGAAGAUAUUGCACGCAUAGCAGCCCUUGGACUAAACACGUACUCUUUCUCACUCUCCUGGAGCCGCAUUCUACCUUUUGGCUCCGGGCCCAUCAACGAACAAGCGCUGGCCCACUACGACGAUGUAAUCGACACUUGUAUUGAAUACGGCGUUAUACCUCAGGCCACGCUAUACCAUUGGGACCUUCCUCUCGUCUUACAGAAUACCUAUGGUGGUUGGCUUAGUCCGGACAUUGUCGAAGAUUUCACCAACUACGCACGCAUCGUCUUCGAACGAUAUCACACCAAGGUACACCAUUGGUUCACAAUCAAUGAGCCAAUCGUCUUCUGCGGGUUUUAUCCUCUCCCAAAGAACUACUUCAAGCAGACUAUCAUUCCAGAUGUUCGCCAAAAGUUCUAUUGCGGACACCAUGCUCUCCUUGCACACGCUGCGGCGUACCACGUGGGCAAGUCUUUGAACUCGUCACUGAGCAUCUCGCUGAAGCACAAUGGCGGGUAUAAGAUCCAGCGGACGAACAGCUCUGAAGACGCUCUUGCUGUGGAUAGGGCCUGGGACUUUCAAGAAGGCUGGUUUUCUGAUCCUGUUUUUCUAGGUGGCGACUACCCACGCUACUUGAAAGAGUACGUUGAGACGUUCCUAGACCCUUUCACGGACGAACAGAAAGCCCAGAUCAACGGAACAGCCGACAUCUACGCACAUGAUGCGUACACCAGUGAUUUCAUCUUCGCGCCGGAUAGCGGAAUAUCGGCUUGCACGAAGAACGAGAGCCAUCCAUUGUUUCCGUCCUGCUACAAUUCGACCAAGACGUAUGCAAACGGUUACUGGCUCGUCGGUCCUGCCGCUGACCCUGGGUCGCCUUGGUUAAACAAAGCUACAGAUUGGGUGCCGGCAUUCUUGCACUACAUGCAAAAAAGGUGGAACCCGCAGGGCGGCAUCGCUAUAACAGAAUUCGGCAUAGCCGAACCUUACGAAGCCCUUCGAAAAGACCUGCCAUCCAUCGUCACGGAUCCUCUCCGCUCUGCCUACUAUCGUGACUACCUUGAGGCUAUCUUGAUAGCCAUUUCUGAAGGUGUGAAUGUUGUAGGUACCCUAGCCUGGAGCAUCUACGAUAACUUUGAAUGGUCCCAGGGUUAUUCUGUCAAAUUUGGCAUUCAGUAUGUCAAUCUCACCACCCAAGAGCGCUUCUUCAAAGCUAGUGCUUUUGAAUACGUCAACGCUUUCAACGUCUACUUGGAGAAAUGAUUGGCAAAGAAUCGGGACUACAUGGCGACGACACAGCCUUAACUAGCUAGGUAUAUGCACCGGUACACGAUCUAAUCAAGUGGCUAAAGCGCACACUCGUUAAUGGUGUCCGAUACAUGGCAAGAUAAUUUGUAGACACUAGCGGGCGUGUCUUAUACAUGCUACGCUUGAGCUGGAUUAUACGACUUGUUCUUGGCUCACACCUCACAUGUCCUACGUUCAUCCUGUGAUUUCUUAAUCUUGCCUAGCCCACUGUAAGAGCUUCUCUCCGCAUUCUUCACCAGCUCUUCGACCACUUCACCCAUUCCACGCCUCUGCCUCCGUCAUCGCCGUCGCCGUGGCGACUGAUGGAAUAACAUCCACAUAUCUG